CCUGCACGCGCGCUCAUCCCGCGGCGGAGCAUCGAAACAGGAAUAAUGUGACGUGCGCGUCCGUGCGCGCCGGUAAGCAGCGUGUUUGCGUCCUGCGCCAGACAGACAGACCGCGCGCGCGCCGCUCAUCAUGGGCUCGUCGUUGUGAAGCUCUCGGAGCCGCUGCAGACGACGACAUCAUGGGCUCCAGAUUGAGCAGGCAGAGCAGCCUGGACGGCGACGGCUUCUCCAGAAAGAGACGCGCGCUGCUGGAGAGCGGCGCGGACGGCGAGCGGGGCGGCCGCUGCCCCGGACACCGGGCCGGGGGAGAGCUUCUGUUCGCGCUGAUGCUGAAAUCGGACAAACUGCCGGGGAUGCUGCGGAGGACCAACCACAGCCCGUACGUGCGGCGCGUGGCGUGGAUCAAAGACAUCCAGAGGCUCCUGCGUGACCGCAGGAUGGAGCAGGCGAGCGACGUGCUCAAACUACUGAGGAAGGAUCUCGGGUUGGAAGGCUCCUCACUCAAUGACAUCUUGUACAAGAACGCCGCCUUCCUCAACCUUGUGGAUCCAAUCUCACACGAGCUGCUGCUCAGUUUGGCUCGGGAGAUGCAAUGCCCAAAAAAGGAUACAGACACCAUCAAGUCUUCUGACAAAAUCUGCCGGCAGCUGAUCUACCACCUGACCCCACACUCCAAGUGGCUGAGGCAGAGCAUGUCCAGACGGAAGUCCCAGGCCUGUCUCAAGACAACCCUGCAGAAGAAGCUGUCCAGUGAUUCUGUGAACCUGUCUGGUAUCCCUCUGUCUACUCGCGAUGUCCGACAGGUCGCCUGUUACCUCCAAAACAACAGAGACAGCGUGGUGGCCGUGGACAUCAGCUUUACUGAACUCCAAGACGAGAACCUGAGGCUCCUUCUGCCCCUGCUGGCCUCACUGCCCAAACUCAGCACUCUGGCUCUCAAUGGUAACCGCCUCACACUGGCUGUGCUCAAAGACCUCACUGAGAUGCUGAAGGACCCCAAGAAGUUCUCGAGCCUGGCUUGGAUAGACCUGGGCAACAACGUUGAUAUUUUCACCAUGCCUCAGCCACUGCUGGUAGCGCUGCGUCGGCGGUGCAGCCUGAAGAGCAGCCUGCCCACCAUCUACGAGUACACCGAGGGCCAGCCCUACUGCUACCAACUAGAGACCUCCAUCGAGGAGCCCAGUCCUUAUGAGGAGGAAGAGGAGGAGGAGGAAGAAGUGGAGGUGGAUGAGGAUGAUGUGGGGAGCAAAUUUGAGCUGGAGCAAUGGGGUUUGGGGGCGAAACAGCUGUCAAAAGACUUCACCCUUCACUACUGUGAGAGAUGAUGCCAUGUUUGACAUAUUGAAAUGUCCUUCCACUGCUCUCUGUUUCCUCUUUUGCCUUCUUGCCUUCACACCUCAAGUCCAGUCACCCUUCGAUUCAUGAAGGAGAUCAGUGACCACAUUGUGAAAUUCUUGUCCCAACAUGGCUCCCAAGCUAUUGUCACCCACCCCUGAGUUAAACACACAAGACGACAGAGACAGUACGGCGCCCAUGGCGGACUUACUCUGUUGGUGGAAGGUGCUCUUGGGAACAAGGUGCGAUUUCAUUGGCAGGAGGGCUGGAAAAGUGGAUAAAGUGUUGAUCUCUGCUGCUCUUUCUCUGUCUCGCUCUUUGAUGGUGGACGCCGAUGACGUAGAUCACUUGGUCAGGUGGAGGAGCAGAUGGUGAAGUUUGGACGACGCGUAUCGCUGUGAGGAGUCAGACUAACUCUGGUGGGUAGCGCCGAGCUCCACACUCUGUGUUCUCUGUUAAGCUCUGAACAAAAGCUGUGACACAAGUUCAACAGACUAUACAGCCAACAACCCGUCACGUGAUGCUGGCAAAACUGCUAAGUCAAGACUUUUUGUGUGUCCCCACUUUCCAUAUGUCCACUUGUGAAUACGCACGCAGCCCGUGUGAACUGAGGGCACAAAACAUGGCUCUGUUGUGCUUCCGUGUGUUAUUUCUGUGCACUUUUAUUGAACAAAGCAGUCUCAUAAGACAGCAGGUCGGACUCAGCAGUGAGCUUUCACUGACUGUUGUCUGUAUUUGCUGAUAUUCU
Messenger RNA from Thalassophryne amazonica, 2083 nucleotides. RefSeq names its product leucine rich repeat containing 75Ba (gene lrrc75ba). The record is from RefSeq and is a predicted model, not a curated record. NCBI's taxonomy places the organism in Eukaryota, Metazoa, Chordata, Actinopteri, Batrachoidiformes, Batrachoididae. Bases 180 to 1325 code for a protein of 381 amino acids. The transcript has 4 exons.